Cercospora beticola is the source of this 1455-nucleotide messenger RNA. RefSeq lists its product as uncharacterized. Gene Ontology annotation, molecular function: transmembrane transporter activity. The record is from RefSeq and is a predicted model, not a curated record. Gene Ontology annotation, biological process: transmembrane transport. Gene Ontology annotation, cellular component: membrane. Lineage: Eukaryota; Fungi; Ascomycota; Dothideomycetes; Mycosphaerellales; Mycosphaerellaceae.
AUGGGAACCACCAAAGAACUUCAAGUCAACGCCAUCUCACCCACGGAGUCCUUAUCGGAGAAUGAAACCGCUUCCGUCAACGAUGCCCGGCUUCGUUCCGCCUACAAGAAAUCCGACCUCAGGUUACUGUACUGGUACAGUUUCGUUUACCUUUGGAUGCGAAUACACGCCUCGAACAUCACAAACACCGCUAUCAUCAACAUCGAAACCGGUGAUGGGAUUAAGACGCAACUCGGAAAUUUGACUUCGGGACAAUGGGCCUGGUGUCUUGCGAUUUUCUAUUAUCCUUAUGCGGCGUUUGAGCCGGCUUCGACGUUGUUGUUGAAGAGGUUUUCGCCGAGGGUGUGGAUGAGUCGGAUCAUGAUCACAUGGGGUAUCGUAUCAAUGUGUCAAGCCGCAACACAAAAUUACUCUGGACUAUUAGCCACCAGAUUCUUCCUCGGACUGGCAGAAGCCGGAUAUUAUCCUGGAGUCUUAUACCAUUUGACAUUCUGGUAUCCUGCGAAAGAUACUGCGUUGCGUAUUGCGUUCUUCUACGCUUGUGGUCAGUUCUCCGGAACGAUCAGUGGGCUCCUCGCUUUCGCGAUCUCUUACAUGAACGGCGUCGGUGGUGUUGCAGGUUGGCGAUGGGUCUUUAUCCUCGAAGGUAUCCCAGCUGUCUUGAUGGGUAUUAUCACAUGGUUCACACUCCCAAACUACCCAGAAGACUCAGCUUGGCUGACGGAAGAGGAGAAGCGAGCGGUCAUUGACAACCGACCGAAGACUCAGCCGAGUGCGAACGCGAAGACCUGGAGCUCGUCGGAGGUCAAGGAGAUCUUCAAAGACUCCAGAAACUACACUUACACAUUUCUCUGGAUCUGCCAUGCGAUUGGAGGUUGGGGUAUCGCGAAAGUGUUGCCGACUGUGAUUUAUGAACUUGGGCUUUCUGGAUCUGCGGUUACGCAGUUGUUGACAAUGCCGUGCUACACCCUCGGCUUCAUCGUCUUGAACGGAUUCGGCUGGCUCAUCCAUCGAGGCUACGUCAGUUCCUGGCUGACAGUAAUCGGCAUGGAGAUAGUCUGCGUGGCCUGCUACAUCGCUCUGAUCCUUGUUCGAGGCGCAGUAAGUCGCUACAUGCUAGUUACCAUAGCAAUUGCGUCCUCGAUGGGCGUAUUGCCGAUUUUGUGGCCAGAGCGAAUUCGAGCUGCGCGAGGUACGACCACAGCUGGUCUGAUGAUUGGCUUUACCAACGCUUCGGCGCAGUUGACGGGUAUCGUGGGGCCGAUGAUCUAUCAAGACAAGUUUGGUCCGCGGUAUACUGUGAGCUAUUCUGUUAGUAUCGCGUUGAUUGCUGCUGCGAUUGUUGGUGUUGUGGUGACUUGGUGGUUGAUAUGGAAGCGUGAUCAGCGGGAGGCAAAGGAGGCGGAGAAUGCAGAGUUGAGCAGUGCUCAGCAGAGCCAGGACGAGAAAAGCUGA